AUGAAUUUCAAAUCAGCAAGCUUGAAUCCAAUUGAAUAUAAAUAUGGUCCCCGAUCUGUCGCCAUCGGUAACUUCAACGAUGAUACUUGGCCAGAUAUUGCUGUUGCCAAUUAUGCUGCUGGCAAUAUAGCUAUAUAUUUUGGAUAUGGCAAUGGCACUGUGGCAAGUCCAGUGAAGUAUUCAGUCAGUUCUGGCUCUGCACCAUACAUGAUUGCUGUUGGUGAUUUCAAUAACGAUCGUCGACUGGAUAUCGUCGUCGCUAAUUUUGGUACAAACAGCAUCGAUGUACUUUUUGGACUCCAAAAUGGAUCUUUUGAGAACCUAACAGUUCUAUCAACUGCUUCAUCUCGUCCAGUUUGGAUUCAUGUAGCAGAUCUGAACAAUGAUGAAGCAUUAGAUCUUGUCACUGCUAACUAUGGCACACACAACGUAGGGAUAUUUUAUGGAUAUGGAAAUGGAAGCUUCUCAAAACCAAGCACGUACUUUACAGGCUAUGACUCUCUUCCAUGUGCGGUUGUCAGUUGUGAUUUUAACAAUGACGAACAAAUAGAUCUUGCUAUUGCCAAUUAUGGUACAAACACCGUAGGUAUACUGCUUGGAACUGAGAACGGUACUUUCGCAAAUCAAAUCACGAUUUCAACUGGUCCUGAUUCUCAUCCAUACUCAAUUGCUAUUGGUCAUUUAAACGACGAUACCUUGUUUGACAUCGCUGUCACCAACUAUGGAACUAACAAUGUAGGUGUACUUCUGGGUCACGGUAAUGGAACUUUUAUAAGACAAAUGACAUAUUCACUCGGAGCUGCUUCUCCAUAUUCGAUUGGCGUCGGUGACUUCAACAAGGACAACAGAACGGAUUUGGUCGUCACAAAUAAUGGCACUAACAAUAUAGUUGUCGUUUUUGGAUCUCAAAAUGGUUCUUUUGAAAGUUUAACACCGUAUUCAACUGGAUCUUCUUCUACAAUCUGUGUUGCCGUAGGUGACCUUAACACAGACAAUUACUUAGACGUUAUCGUCAUCAACAACGACACCAGCAGCAUAGGUAUCUUGCUUGGUUAUAAUGAGGUUGCUUUUGAAAAUCAAUCGACAUAUUCAACUGGUUCUUUGCCAAUCUUUGUUGCUGUUGGUGAUUUUAACAAUGACAACCGAUUAGAUAUCGUUUCUACUAAUUUGGGUGACAACACUGUAAGUUUACUUCUCGGGUAUCGCAAUGGCUCUUUUGGAAAACAAAUGAAAUAUUCAACUGGCACUGGCCCAAACUCUGUAGCUUUGGGAGAUUUUAAUAACGACACCCAACUGGAUAUCGUGAUUGCUAAUUCGGGUGACAACACUGUAAGUUUACUUCUCGGGUAUGGCAAUGGCUCCUUUGCAGAUCAGAAGCCGUAUUUUACUGGUCAUGCGCCAACCUCUGUAACUGUUGGUGAUUUUAAUAAUGACUCCAGAAUGGAUAUCGUCGUCACCAAUACGGAGGACAACACUAUAAGUGUGCUUCUCGGUUAUGGCAAUGGCUCUUUUACAAAACAAGUCACAUAUGCAACUGACUCUAGUCCAGGCUCGGUUGCCGUUGGUGAUUUUAAUAACGACACCCGAUUAGAUAUUGUCACUGCUAAUGAGUGGGGUGGCAAUAUAAGUAUAUUUCUCGGGUACGGCAAUGGCUCCUUCGCAGAACAAACGACAUAUUCAACUGGCCGUUAUCCCAUAUCUGUUACUGUUGGCGAUUUUAACAACGACACCCGAUUGGAUAUCGUCGUUAUUAAUGCGUUGGAUGGCACUGUAAGUAUUCUUCUCGGAUAUGGCAACGGCUCUUUUAAAAAUCAAACAAUAUAUUCAACUGGCCCUCAUCGAUACUCUAUAGCUGUUGGUGAUUUUAACUACGACACCCGAUUGGAUCUUGUCAUAACUAAUGGGGAGGACAGUACUGUAAGUGUUCUUCUCGGAUAUGGCAAUGGCUCGUUUGCACAUCCAACGAUGUAUCCGGCAGGCUCUUGGCCAUUGUCCGUAGCUGUUGGUGACUUUAACAAUGACACACGUUUGGAUAUUGUUGUCACUAAUUAUCAGGACAACGACGUUAGUGUUCUGCUUCGUUAUGACAGGGGUGCUUUAGCAAAGGAAAUUGCAUUUGCAUCUGACAUUGGUUCUCGUUUGCAAAGUGUUGCUGUUUUCGAUCUCAAUAACGAUACGUUGUUGGAUAUCGUGGUUGCUAAUUAUGGUACAAAUAGCUUGGGUGUUGUUUUUGGACAUGGGAAUGGUACUUUUGGAAAUCAAAUAAAGUUCUCAAUGGGAUUAAAUUCUCAUCCUUACUCGGUCACUAUUGGUGACUUUAAUAAAGAUGAUCAAGUGGAUAUCGCAGUAGCGAACUAUGGUACUAAAGAUGUUGCGUUUUUGCUGGGGAGCGGGAACGGAACAUUUGAAACUGCAGUAAGUUACGGAGUAAAUUUCAAUUUCACUCCAUUGGUUGUUGUUGCUGGUGAUUUCAACAAUGAUGGACGUUCAGAAAUUGCUGUUGCAUAUGAUGACACUGACAAUGUAGAUCUACUUGGUGCAUAUGAUGUAGGGUCUUUUGCAAAACAAAUGAAAUAUUCAAUUGGUUCUAGUCCAAUUUCUGUAGCCGUUGGUGAUUUUAACAACGACACUCGAUUGGAUAUCAUUGCUACUAAUGAGAAUGACAACACUGUAAAUGUACUUCUCGGAUAUGGUAACAGCUCUUUUGAAAAACAAACAAAUUAUUCAGUUGGCUCUUUGCCAAAAGGUGUGGCUGUUGGUGAUUUUAACAACGACACUCGAUUGGAUAUCAUCACUGCUAAUUAUAUGAAUCACAGUGUAAGUGUCCUUCUUGGAUACGGGAAUGGCUCUUUUGAACAUCAAAGAACAUAUUCAACUGGAUCUUUUCCAAUCUCUGUAGCUGUUGGGGAUUUUAACGGGGACACCCGAAUGGAUAUUGCCGUCACCAAUACGGGGGACAGCACUGUAAGUGUCCUUCUCGGACACGGGAACGGCUCUUUUGCACCUCAAAUGAAGCACUCAACAGGAUCUAGGCCCAACUUUGUAGCUGUUGGUGAUUUUAACGACGAUACUCGAUUGGAUAUCGUUGUUACUAAUGGGGAUGACAACACUGUUAGUAUACUUCUCGGAUACGGAAAUGGCUCUUAUGAACAUCAAAGAACAUAUUCAACUGGAUCUUAUCCAAUCUCUGUAGCUGUUGGUGACUUUAACAAUGAUAUUCGAUCGGAUAUCGUCGUUACUAAUGCGAAUGACAACACUGUUAGUGUCCUUCAUGGAUGUGGUAAUGGCUCUUUUGUGUAUCAAGCGACGUAUUCAACAGGCUCAAGACCAGUUUUUGUGGCUAUUGGUGAUUUUAACAACGAUACUCGAUUGGAUAUUGUCAUUGCUAAUGUGUUGGAUAGCACUGUAAGUGUGCUUUUUGGAUAUGACAAUGGGUCUUUUGCACAUCAAAGAACGCAUUCAACAGGCUUUAAUCCAACCUCUGUAGCUAUUGGGGAUUUUAACAACGACAAACGAUUGGAUAUCGUCGUUGCUAACAAUCGAGAUUACACGGCAAGUGUACUUCUCGGAUAUAGCAAUCACAUUUUUGAAAAAAAAACGACACUCAUAACUGGCAAUGGGUCUCGACCAAGAUCAUUCGCUAUUGGAGAUUUUAACAAUGACAGUGAAAUAGACAUUGCGGUCGCAAAUUCUGGUACUCACAACGUGGGUGUUUUUCUGGGAUAUGGAAAUUAUUUCUUCACAAGUCAAACGAUAUUUUUAACUGACUCUACUCCAACCUCUAUUGCAGUCGGCGAUUUCAAUAAAGAUACCAUACUGGAUAUUGUGGUUGCUAAUCAUGGUAAUGACAAUGUUGGUGUACUUCUUGGAAUCGGUAAUGGAUCGUUUUUAAACCAAACAACGUUUACGACUGGUUAUAAGUCUGAGCCUAUUUCAGUUGCUGUUGGAGAUUUCAACAAUGACACAUUAGCAGACAUUAUCGUCGCCAAUUAUGGAACCAACCAGGUAGGCGUGUUGCUUGGAUAUGGUAAUGGAUCAUUCGCAGAUGUUGAGUUCUUUUCGACCAGUUAUGGAUCUCUUCCGUUCUCACUUUCCGUUGGUGAUUUUAAUAAUGACGGCAAGCUGGAUUUUGCAGUCGCCAACGAAGGCCCUGACAAUUUAAAAAUUUUCUUACAGACUUGUUAA
This is a messenger RNA of Rotaria sp. Silwood2, 4185 nucleotides long. Lineage: Eukaryota; Metazoa; Rotifera; Eurotatoria; Philodinida; Philodinidae. The record is from the annotation of a GenBank genome assembly.